UGUGCCCAGUACGCGGCGAUACGAACGAACACCCUUGUCUUUAGCACGAAACACAACGUGUCGUUUAAAGGGAGAUGUUAAGUUAAAAGAUGGUAAGUUAGCAAGUGCCGGGAGUUCGCUUAAGGCGAGCACUCGCUCACGCUCCAGUGUCGAUUCUCCAUUUUAAAAAUUGAAAAAAACCUGUAAAGAGAGCCGUCUUUCUUUUUUUUUUUCCUUUCCCUUCCAAAAACUCGGUCAGCCGCCAACAACGCGAAGCGUCGCCUCCACGUCAAUGCUUUUCUCUGGCUCGGAGAGCAGCGGAGGGUGGAAGCGAGCGAAGAGCGGGGAUGACAGUCGUGGGUUGAGGGAGGAAAGAUGAACGAGAGGGAGUUGAAUAGAGGGAAGGAAAGAGAAAAAAAAAAAACCUCGUCUUCGCGCGCAGCGACGGCGGCACAUCCAGUCAGUCCACUCGACAACAGCGCAGCCGCCGGUGGCUCCUCUCUCCGAUCCCGCGAGUAGUAGCGCGAGAGGCGGGCAGCGAGCGGCGUGGUGUGCCCGUGUGCUCUCUCUUUCGCGAGCCGUAGAAGCACACGGCGUGGUGGUGGCGGGAAAAAACUCGCGCGCCUUCUCCCGUUCCUCUUGGUGUGGAUUACGACGCAGGAAGGGAAACGGACAGCGGCGAUAGAGUGACACCGGAUAGCCGACGUUCAGACUUAGCUGCAAAAGACCGAACACGUGGCAGCCCAAGGAUGACGCAGGCGUCUGCAGUGGCAGUGGCGCUGUUCGCAUCGUCUCUCCUCCUCCUAUUCACGACAGGUGACGCUGUCCAGUGCUACAUAUGCAGUUGGUCCCCGAGAAACCAGGCCAACCGGACAGACUACUGCACGCACGCAAACUUCAAUCCGGAAAAGAACUUCGCCCACGAGUGUUCCCAUGGAUGCGAGUUCUUCUCCCAGAACGACCUGAACGGUGACUUCGAGCACGUUCGGCGCAACUGCGCGCCGAGCAACCCUCCGCACAAGGGUUGCCUGACCGAGACGAGCCGGGCCUGGUCCACGGUGCGUUGCAUCUGCGACUCGGACUACUGCAACCCGGCGCCCCAACAGCAGCGGACGACGGCCGCACUUCUGCUGCUGCCUCUGUGGCUCGCAGCUACCGCCGCAGCAGCCAGAAUGCCCACCUGAACGCUGUCUCGCUGUUUCCUACACCCGAACAGAGGGGGCGCCCGUGUUUGAGGAAAAGACAACGGAGACGCCGGCCCUCUGGUCGUAGUCAGCCAGUGGGCGUCAAGAAAAAUGCGAGACGCUGUGUGGAAAUUCUAUAGAGCGGCGAAUCGACUAACUGUGACUUCUUGAGUUGCUGUAAAUAGACUGUUUCACCCAUUACACCUUGUACCAACAAGUUCACCAGAACGUUUAGCUGAGCUAAAGACAAAGCCGGAGCUCUUCAGUCGUGCCCAAGUUCGGAGCUCUCUGAGUUCCCACGUUUCAUGAGUAGUGUCACGAAUACAACUCCUAAACUUGCGAACUAUACUGCUGCUUCUCCACAGCGCAGAAAAAUAGGUCAGCAGUUGCCAUCUGUGGCCCGAUUCUUGGCAUUUCGCUGCUGUCAAGUUUUCAUCUUGACAGCUCUGACACCAUCUGUGAUUGGUUUAAAAGGAAUAAUUCGGCAGAGUCCGGAAUAGUAAACACAAGUCACAAAUGGCUGCGUGUUUUUUGUGCGUUCGAAGGUACAUCAAAAAUUUGGUAUUUAAAAAAGCGUCACGGGAAAUGUCCGAAGUUCAACACAAGAUUUCUUAACUAGGGCCACAGGUUAUUUCUUCCGUGAACCACGACUGUUCUCCCCGAAAUCUUAACGAAGCAGAGCUGAAAACGACAUGAAGGCUUCCCUAGACGACCGAUAAAAUUGGGGAUAAGUUGAACAUUUCUUCUCAGGUUUACUACGAGGAGCACCAUGGCGCCCACUGUGGCACUGGGCUAGUAUGUUAAGCUUAUUUAUCGGCAUCAGCCUGUUAUAUGGGAGAAACAGGCUCUUGCUAGCGCUGAAGAAUUUGGGAAAAAGGAUACCAAAAUUUUUUUACAGUUUGACGGUGGACCUUGUUCUCCACAGAGGAGUUCGCGAAGGGCUUGGCUUUCGCCUUUGCUAUUGCGGUAUGGUGCGUCUUAUACCGUGCUUCAGGGUGAACCUGUGUUGGAAUAGCUCUAAGUUAUAAACUAAGCAUGAUUUUAAUAUUUGUAUAAUUUGUGAUGUGUAUACCAGGGAGGCAACGUAUUUGUCCCCAUCUGCGUCAUUUUGUUGGAGUCCCUCAGGAACGCUGAAUUCAAAGUCUUGUUGUCUUUCAGUGUUCGGUUUGAUUGCAAAAGCCCCACACCUGUAGCUGUCCAGUGUCGACUGCCGUCAACGCGUGCGAGUUACUUUCUGCUUGAGCAAAUUAGUGGUUUGUACUGUCGUUCUCUGCGAAACAGCGCUUCAACUUCACAGUUGUUACAUCGUUAAGUUCCCAGAGAAGAAAAUGACUUGAUUUUGAGUAUUUUGGCUUCCCUGGAAAUUUAUACAAGAGCUGUGUGAUUUAUAAGACAAUCUAUGACACUGUCACCUUUUUGUGUGUUUACUGCAGUAAGCUCGCAGUUGAAGAACAGUAUGCGCCUGACGCGGGAUUUGAGGGCACCUUUAUAUGCGCGAUCAUAAGCAAUUAUGUAUUCAUAGCCUGCAUAGCUGAAUGAUCAACAGUCGUCGAAACAAAGAUGUCUCUGGGAUUGAGUCGAACAAGUGACGUCCCUCAUUUGAGCGCUGUUGAUCGCUUCGUGUCCAUCUUCCUGUGUACCGCUGUUUUGUUUGAUUGUAUCACAUGGUGUGUUUAAAUAAGUUAUUCAUAUUGAAAACAGUUUCUUCUAACAGAGCGAAAUCACUCCAUAUUUCCACUUGUGAUCAGGCGACCAGGACUGUAAUUUAUCGCCUUCUCGGUAGAAAUCCAUGUCACCGCAACAAAGUCUCCGAUUCUUACACAAUCGCUUGUUCUACGUUUUAGUUUUCACGUUUCAAAUUUCUUAUUUGAGCCAACUGAGUCUUCAGAAACGCACUAGAACAACCAAAGUACAAGCUGUUAACCUCCACAGAGUUUUGUUAAGCGCAAGUACGUCGACGAGGUGCGCCCUCCUGAAUAUGUUGCGGCGCAAAAUAACUUUUAUGGUGUGGGAGGUGAGCAGCAUAUUCCAUCAGCGUGCACCGUGUAGGUUUCCUCAAACUUGGGCGUCACGAACCCUGUGUCAUUGUAGAGUUUAGAAUUUCGUCGCCUAAUAUAUAUUCUAACGUGCUUUACUGCCAAAAAACUGCCGUGAGCGUUCUCUCAAGCAUGUGUUUGCACUGCAAUGUCUCCCCAUCGCCACUUCUUCGAGUAGAGGACAUUUACUAAAUAUCAUAUGCUCGUGCACGCAGAAGCCAUGCUGUAUGGGUUUUCAGCACCACUCAAUGUCGUUUCAUCGGCCUAUCACCAGUCUCCAUGUGCAAGUGUGUCGAUAUUUCGUCGUCAGCACCUUACGUGUGUAUCCGUAAAGUACAGUGUAAAGACUGACUUCCAGCAACCGCUGCUAUUGCUAACUUGUAGUGACAGGGUUUGCGCUCACGCUUCACGUGAAACGUCUAAGGUGCAAAGCCUGUGCAGUUCUUAGUGUAAAGAAAAUGGUGAACCCACAAGACACCUUGGCAUCAGUGCAUGACUGAUUCAACAGUGUUUAAAUCGCGCCACGUGUCAGUGAACGUGUCCCGUGCGAGUAAAAUAUGUAUUGUACGCAAAGGCUUCUCCUUUACAGCCAGAAAGCUCUUCGUCAGAAAUCUUCACAGAAUUUCGCUUGUAUGUGUCAUUGUAAGGAUACAUUUUCGCUAAGAAAAUACACAUUUCUUUUUCAGAUAACAAGUAUUUAUAGCAAUAUAUUUCACCUACGAGAAUAUAUUUAUCUAAAAUUACUAAUCAACAAUAAGCCAAAUGCAUAAAUAGUAUUGAAGUAAAUUCGAACAAGAAAAGCUUUCGAAGCAUAGAAGCUUAAACGUCACGAGCGCUGUCCACCGUUUCGUGCAGAUCUUUCACAAGCCCUUCAACGUAUAGUCUUAGGGACCUUCCAGAUGACCUUAGCGCAUAUUUUUUAUACACAGCGCAGAGUUUUUUAACCUAUAGUUGCUAGCCAAAUAGCGCAUUGUUGUUGCCAAACAUUAAUUCCACAGUUAAACAGGGUACACAUUAGUCCCUUCUGGUCAUUAGUGACAAGUUACAUCAAUGCACGGUGUCCAGAACUGAUUUUAGCGACAACAAGGUAGCCUACUCUUCUUUUUCUUCAUAAAGGUACUACUGCUGUCUUAUACACGUCAAGCGCGCCUAAUUAAUUCAGUUCUAUGACCUUCCAUGGAGAAUACAGUUGCAAUCAGCGUUAUUACACAAAGCAGCUAACAGAGUGUAAAAUUGAAAUAUUAUUGUUUUCCCGUCAAAUUGGUUACGCGUUCCCAUCGCGGGUAUGGAAGCCUUUACAGACCACGUGAUGGGGUUAUGCAUUGUCGCGCAGUGAAGUGUCAAGUGUCCUAAGUGAACAAUGCAAGUGUAAAAUGUACAUAAGAGAGCUUAUUACUAAAAUAUACGUUCAAUGAUAAACUAAAGUUACAAAAAGGUUCGUGCAAAAUUCUCGGGGCAUUGUUCAGAUGCAUGGAGCUGGGAACAUCUUGUGAUAUUUUAAAGCGACAUCGUAAAGGGCACCAUGUAGCAGGAAAUCCGGUGUUGGUGUCGGCGUUGGCGGAGUUGUCCGUGAGCGAAAAUUUCCGUGUAUAUUUAGGUAUAUGUAUACACCACACUUUGCUGUAUGACGUGCGGUAUGUGAGGGUUAUACUGACGCACCAUUCUAUCACUAAAAUUGAGCAUACCUUGUCUUGCACUCUUGACAAAGUUAUUCCUCGGAAUCUUGAAAACGACAUCCCACAAACAAAUGUCACGAAACAAAACACCGCCAGCGCAUGCCAUUUGUGUUAAAUAUUCUCAGACUUAAAUAAUGAAUGUGCGAAACAAUAACAGAAACCUGGAAAUGAUGUCAUUUUUUUGAUGGCGCGGCUGUUCACAACGUGUGGGAUAGGUCCGCGCAAUUAAGAGGCCGUGCUUGUACCAGAAAGCUUGCCUUCAUGCACAGCAUUCGCCGCCAGCGUUUCCCGGUAAACAUUACGGUUAUAUAAGCUUCAGUUGCCAGGAAGCGUGACAAGCAGUCAGAGAUCUUUUAAUGACAUCGCGUUCCACUCCUAAAGGCGAAGCUUAAGCGUCCUCUAAUUUGUUGUUUUUUAACGUAAAUUAAAUUCCUUUGGGUAUACCGUAAUAUUGGCUUAAGCCUCCUGCCUUGCGACAGCGCAAAAGAAAUAUACAAACACGGUCACAUUGUACUGCAUACUGCUUUCUACAAAAGCACAGCGUUCUUUCGGCCUCUUGCUGUGUUUAGCUAAUCGAAAAGCCUGGCAUAUGUAGCAGUUUGUUUUUAAAGAAUGGCACUAGAUUUACGCUGGUCCGUUGGAAUACCUUCGCACGACAAGCACUGUAUAUGGUAGUUCAUUAGCACGUCAUCCCAGCACGCUCUUUUUCAACACAAACUCUGGAAAUGAGUGCGGACAAACCAAUCCGCGAUAGCUGCUGGUGCUGCUUCGUGCUACUUUUAUCCUUGCUCAAAAACUUACACCGUCAACUCCCACUCUACCUUGUAUUUUGCAAAAAUAAAACAACAGGAACAGCCACUGAAUUACACGACUACAUAUUUACAGCAGAACUGAUAGUUGGGCGAGUUGGUACGAAUUCAUUGGGAAAUGUUUAGUGCGCACAGUCGACAAGAACACAGUGAAGGGGGAUUCGUGUGUCCUCCUUCACUGUGCCCUUAUCGAUUGUGCGCGCUAACUAUUUCACUAUGACAUCUUUACAAACAGUGUAAGGCCACUUUGAACGCGGAGAAUAUAUAUCAAAGCUGCGUAUACCUGCAAGGAUUGACUUACGUGCUAGUUGGUUCAAUAUCACAGAAAGAACAGCGCUUCAAGACGGGUCAUCCAAUUAUAGCUCGCACCCAAACCCUUCUAAGUCUUCAAGACGGGACACAAAGGAGGAACCACACAUAGUUGUUAGUCACAGAGUUGUUAGCGGAGUGUGUGUGUGUGGUUCCUUCUUUGUGACCCGCCUUGAAUCGCUGUUCUUUCCUUGUGAAUAUCCUCUUACGUUGUUAUGGCAGUGCUUAUGGUCAACAUUGCAGCCUCCACAAUGCAACUGCAGCAUGCUGAAGAACAGAUUUUUUUUUUCAAAAUUUCGAUGGCAUUAUUUAUAGGUGUUUCAAUUAUUUGUAAUUGACUGAGAGGGGGCAGGAAACUAUGCAGGUGUGUCGUUGAUCGCACCACUUUUCUUUGCCGCAGCCAAUUUUUGCGUACAGCAUACAACGUGACUUUGUAAUUCGUCGUUGUCAUCGAUUAUCGUAACUUUAUGUAGUACAAUUGUCGUGUUGUAAUAUACGUUUGUAAUGUUGAGUAUUUAUAUGCCUUGCCGUUCUGCCCAAAAUUCAUCUUAUUGUCGUAGCCUGUUCCAAAUGUUCGGAUAGAAACACACGUCCAAUUGAAAUGUUUGUGUGCAACUUGUACGGGUUAUACAUUCACUGUGUUAGCAUUGUAUUCCCCGGCAAUGUUCGCGGAUGCCCACCAACGCGCCUGAGAAAAAUGUACAUGUACCAAUGCUUCGCGUUGAUUCUUCGGGCAUACCGCCUGCUGCUAUCUUAAGAAAGGUCACGAGCAUACCUUCCUUCCUAUCCUUCAAUAAAGCCUGGAUAUUGGCGUGCUGAAA
This is a messenger RNA of Dermacentor andersoni, 6814 nucleotides long. RefSeq lists its product as uncharacterized. Gene Ontology annotation, biological process: sleep; regulation of synaptic transmission, cholinergic; positive regulation of voltage-gated potassium channel activity. The record is from RefSeq and is a predicted model, not a curated record. Lineage: Eukaryota; Metazoa; Arthropoda; Arachnida; Ixodida; Ixodidae.